CGAAGCGAGGCGGGGAUUGAUGGGCGCAGCUGCGGCGGCCGGGAGUCCCGGGGGGCCCCCAGCGCUCACACGCCCACCGGACGGCGCCGGGGAGGAGAGGAGCCGCGCGGGUCCCGCCGCUGCCGAUCUACGAAGGUCAUCAGAAGGGAAAGCAUUGCUAGCGAACAAGAGGGUAGCUGCAGAAGUAAAUGAGAAUCAACAAGGAGUUGAAUUUUGCAGUUCAACAUCUGAAGAAGCGGGAUGGGGCGUAUUUGAGAAGAACAAGAGGGCCCCGUUCAUUUGGAUGGAGGAACGCUGGGAAUCACAGUGGCAGCAGUUCCUCAAGACGCUGCAACCGGUUCACCCAGGAGAAAGCAAGUCCAAGAUGUCGGACGCUUCUCCUUGGGAAGACCCCAAGGUCUUCCUGACCUCCUUCGAGCAGGUGGCCCAAGCCUGCCGGUGGCCUAGAGAAGAGUGGGUGGCUUGUCUCCUGCCGGCCUUGAGCAGAGAAGCCAAAGAGGCUUUUCAGAAGCUGGAAAUUGGAGAACGGGACAACUAUGGGAAGGUGAAGGCGGCCAUCUUGAAAGGGGAAGCCAUGAAAACGGAAGCCCGGCGUCAACGCUUCAGGCAGUUCUGCUGCCAGGAGGUGGAAGAUCCUCGGAUGGUUUACAAGCAGAUCCAGGAACUUUGCCACCAGUGGUUGAAGCCGGAGAGACGUACCAAAGAGCAGAUCCUGGAGCUGUUGAUCCUGGAGCAGUUCCUGGCCAGCUUGCCUCCAAAGCUCCAGAGCUGGGUUCAACCCAAGAGGCCGGAGUCGUGUUCCCAGGCCGUGGCCCUGGUGGAGGACUUCCUGCAGAGUCAGCAAGGAACCAAAUCAGAAGCAUGUCAGGGGCCACCAAACGAAGAACCCACCAAUCUCGAAGGUGCCGAGAAGAAGCCCUUAGAAGCCGUGAAGAGAGAAAAUGUUGAAGUGGAGAUUGGUAUGCUAGGACCUGGAAUCGAAUCCCCAGACCGUCCUAGCUCAUUACUUUCUUCUGAAAGAUUAGGGAUUGUCCAAACAGCUUUGAGAGAGGAGGUCACAGACCUGAAGGAAAGAGAUGUUCGCUUGCUGACAGCCAAGUGGGAUCUGGUCCAGCCUGUUCCUAAAAGGAUGGCCUGGGAGGCUCUCCAGUCGGAGCACGAAAACGUUGGCUCUUUAAAAUUACAGGAAAAGCUCUGGCACCACAUCUUCUCCAGCCUCCUCACUGUCCGACUCGAGCGCCAGCUGCACAGGCUGCUGGCGCAGCACCACACCAGCCUCCUCGUUGUCAGAAUCAGCUACAAUCUGCACAGGCCGCUGACGGGCCACAACACUAACUUUGAACGGUCACCAAACGAGUCUACAAGGUACCUGUGUCUUUUUCUGUUGCAGAGUUGUACAGAACCACCCCAGAUGGUUGCGUCUUUGCAAAUCGUCCAGAGACACCUGACCCAGCCGAGCCAAGAGACUUUCGCUUGGAAAGUCCUCCAAGAGGAUCGUGGGAACGCUGGCAGUUUGGGUAAUGGAAAGAGAAGUUUGGUGAAAGUGGAGAAUAUUCAGGAUGGAGAAAAGAAACCGGGAGAGGCACAAGAGGGCCUUCCACUGUUGAAUUUGGGAAACGUAGCACCGGGCGUGGAAGGACUGAAGGGAAGAAGCGAAUCCCAAACCCAGAACGAAUGCGCUCGGCGUGCCGGGAGUUGUACGGCUGCCGUCCUCGAAAGUACCACAAAACCCACUUGGGAUAAAAUGCCAUCGUUCUCCUGUUAUGGCAGAAAAUAUCGCUACAGAUUCGAACUUGGGAUGCAACAUUCCGGGGAGGAAUACAAAAUACGCCCUUUGUCAGAGGAAAACCUGCCGCAUAAUUCAUCUUUUAAUAAACCGGAAAAAAUCCUAACGACGAAUCGAAGCCACGAAGUCUACGAACACGGGAAAGGGAGCAGCCUGAAGAUCUUUCCGAACCUCCGUGCAGAUUGGAAGCCGAAGAGCGGCGCUGAAAGCGGGAAGAAUUUUUGUUCCAUGCAGCCCCUGAAAAGAACUCAAGACCCCAGGACCGAAACGAGAAUCAAUAAAUGCUUUCAGUGUGGGAAAUGCUUCACCCAGAAGGGGGAUCUGAAGAAUCACCAACGCAUUCACACCGGCGAGCAACCGUACGAAUGCUCUUACUGCGGAAAAUGCUUCAACCAGAAGGGAAAUUUAAAGACCCACCAGAGGAUCCAUACGGGAGAGAAACCCUACAAAUGUUUGCAGUGCGGGAAGUGCUUCAUCCAGGCGGUCCUUCUGAAGAACCAUCAAAGGACUCACACGGGAGAGAGACCCUACAAAUGCUCUCAGUGCGGGAAAGGUUUCAACCUGGGAGGAGACUUAAAAAAGCAUCAGAGGAUACACACGGGAGAGAGACCGUACAAAUGUUCUCUGUGUGGGAAAGACUUCAGCCAGAUGGGAAAUUUGAAGAAGCACCAGACCAUUCACACAGGGGAGAGAUGAUAAAGAUGGUUAUGGUGCAUAAAAAGCAUGAAUUGGUGUAAAGUGGGAAACUCCAACCUUGGCAACGUUAAGAUUUGUGGACUCCAACUCCCAGAAUUCCUCUGCCAGCCAUGCUACUUUGGCAGCUUGAAGAUCCUACUACCACAAACAGCCUCCCACCGGCCAGUACGCUCUCAUAGAGAGGGGCUCCUCCGGGUGCCGUCAGCCGAGCAGUGUGGACUGGCAGCCCCCAGGGGGAGGGCCUUCUCUGUGGGGGCACUCACUAUCUGGAACGAGCUCCUCCCAGAGAUACGGAGGAUCCCGGAUCUGCGUACUUUCCGCCGUGCUCUUAAGACCCUCCUAUUCCAGCAAGCCGGCCUGGCCUAAUUUUCUCCCCUUUCUUUUAAAUUUUUAAAUUGAAAUUUUAAUUUGUUUUAAAUUAUUGGGAUUUUUAAUUGUCUUGGGCUAAAUUAUUUAAUUUGGUUUUAAUUAUGAUUCUAACUUUUGUAUUUAUGUAUUUUAUUUUGGGCCUGUUCACCACCCUGAGUCCUUCGGGAGUAGGGCAGUAUAUAAAUUUAAUUUAAAAAAAAAAAUGUGUAGCCUUCAACUUCCAGAAUGCUUGCCGGCUGAGGAAUUCUGAGAGUUGAAGUCAGGGGUGAAAUCCAGCUGGUUCUGACCGGUUCUGGAGAACCGAUAGCAGAAAUUUUGAGCAGUUCGGAGAACCGGAAAAUACCACCUCUGGCUGGCCCCAGAGGGGGGUGGGAAUGGAGAUUUUGCAGUAUCCUCCCCCUGGAGUGGGGUGGGAAUGGAGAUUUUGCAGUAUCCUUCCCCUGCCACAACCACCAAGCCACGCCCACAGAACCGGUAGUAAAAAAAAAGUGAAUUUCACCACUGAUUGAAGUCCACAAGUCUUAACGUUGCCAAGGUUGGAGAACCCUGGUGUAAAGAAUAUGAGAAUAAUUACCAGACAAAGAAUCCUUGCACCCAGAGAAUGUUUGAAAAUUUAUAAUAAUCAUACCAAAAGCACUGAAUUAUUUAAAAAGUAUCUUUCUUUAAAUAGAUUGUACUCAAAAAUGACCCUAACCCCAGCUUCACUUAAAUGCUCUUAACCCUAAAGUAGUGUGUGUCAGUCUCAAUAACUUUUAAGAGUCUGAACUUCAAUUCCCAGAAUUCCCCAGCCAGCAGGCAUUCUGGGAGUUGAAGUCCACACAUCUUCAAGCUGUCGAAGUUGAGAAAGUUUGGCUAAAAAUGUAAGUAACUCAGAGCGUCACUCUAUCUUUACCUUGGCAUAUCAAAAUAAACAACCUGUCUCGGAAAAAAAAACCCUCUCCAGAUAUUCUUGUUUAGUUGUUUGCCCUGAUGAUAGGCUUGGUUAUGAAAUGACAAUAUUACUUGUGUCAGCUUUAAUCCCAGGUUUUCUUGUUUUUAUGGGGUUUUGUCUCAAGGUGACGAGUACUGUCAGGUAUGAAAGACCAGGACCAAUUAAACUGAUUUAUUGCUCAUGCCCAGGAGUGAAAUCUAAAAUUGGUUACUACCUGUUCUGAGGGCGUGGCUUGGUGGUGGUGGGGUAAUGUGACUGUUUUUAAAGGGAAAUUUUAAUAGUUUUAACAUCUAAAUAUUCACUUAUUUGCUUGUUUUAUUGCUGUGAGCCGCCCUGAGUCCUUGUUGGAGAGAGGGCGGCAUAUAAACUUAAUAAAUACAAAUACAAAUACAAAUA
Pantherophis guttatus is the source of this 4178-nucleotide messenger RNA. The record is from RefSeq and is a predicted model, not a curated record. Lineage: Eukaryota; Metazoa; Chordata; Lepidosauria; Squamata; Colubridae.